Molecule: messenger RNA, 1446 nt
Organism: Hibiscus syriacus
Lineage: Eukaryota; Viridiplantae; Streptophyta; Magnoliopsida; Malvales; Malvaceae
Product: 30S ribosomal protein S1-like
Exons: 10
Coding region: 112-1296 (394 amino acids)
Molecular function (GO): nucleic acid binding
Source: RefSeq, a predicted model, not a curated record
AUGACACAUAGCUCUAAAAAAACUGACCAGAGAGACCCCCUUCCAACUUGAAACAAAAUAUACAAAUCAUCAUCCCAUCUUCUUCUUCAACCAUCAAUUUCCUUUCUCACAAUGCCUACAUUCACUGCAACAAUUGGCUCAGUUUCUUUCCUUUCUCAUCUCUUCAACCCUGAUGCCUCCUCUCUCUCUUGUUUCCUAAACCAACCAAAGCUCUCAAAUGUGUACUCUAAACCAUCUCUUUUCAAGAGAUCCCCAUCUUCAUCAUCAUCAUUGUGUAAUCUCAAAGUCUCUGCUUCAUCCAAUACCAAAACUGAUAGCUCUCAACAACCUGAAGCUGCCCUCACCGCAGUUCUUGACAAUUCUGUGCCCACUGAUGGUAUUAAACCAGCACAGAGGUCUGCUGAUUGGAAGGCUGCCAGGGCAUAUUUGCAGAGUGGGUUCAUCUAUGGGGGUAGAGUUGAAGGAUUUAAUGGUGGAGGCUUGUUGAUUCGGUUCUAUUCCCUUGUGGGGUUUCUCCCUUUUCCUCAGAUGAGCCCUUCACAUUCAUGUAAAGAACCCAGCAAAACAAUCCAUCAGAUUGCUAAAGGUCUGGUUGGUUCGAUUCUUUCUGUGAAGGUAAUCCAAGCUGAAGAAGAGAGCAGGAAAUUGAUAUUCUCGGAGAAGGAAGCCGUAUGGACAAAGUUCUCUACCAGAAUUAAUGUAGGGGAUAUUUUCGAAGGAAAAGUCGGUUCUGUCGAAGAUUAUGGCGCUUUUGUUCACUUGUGCUUCCCUGAUGGAGUGUAUUAUCUCACUGGCCUAGUUCAUGUCUCGGAGGUUUCCUGGGAUUUAGUUCAAGAUGUUAGAGACAUCUUGACUGAAGGAGAUGAUGUUCGAGUGAAGGUUAUUAAUAUUGAUAGGGCUAAGUCAAGGAUUACUCUAUCAAUCAAACAGUUGGAGGAAGAUCCACUGUUGGAAACAUUGGACAAAGUGAUUCCCCAGGAUGGUUCAGCUGAUUUUGAUUCCUUGACUUCAAGCAAUAAUAGUACCAUCGAACCACUUCCGGGACUUGACGUGAUAUUUAAAGAGCUUCUGCAGGAAGAUGGUAUAAAUGAUGUAAGGAUUAGUCGACAAGGGUUCGAAAAACGGGUAGUCUCUCAAGAUUUGCAGCUUUGGCUUUCAAAUGCACCGCCUAGUGACAAUAUGUUCACCCUCCUAGCUCGUGCAGGAAGACAGGUUCAGGAGAUCCAACUGACAACAUCCCUUGAUCAAGAAGGUAUCAAGAAGGCUUUACAACGAGUACUGGAACGUGUUCCUUGAUUCGAUUUUUCUCUGCGACACUGGCUUAUCGUUUCUGGUUAUUUAUCCAGUUUUUAUAAUUUCUUACUGGUUUUAAUAUUUAUCUUGUACAAAAAGUUACAGGACUGGAGGACAUACUCUAAUCUAUAAAUGUUCAUAGUUUAUAUUACA